GAGAGGUUGUGUUACGAUAAAUUGCUGAUUCAGUGAAAAUUUAAAACCGAUUUAAGUUCUUGAAACAUUAAGUUCCAAUCAACAAAUUUGGCCAAAAUGCUCACCAGAUCUGGCAUUAAUCGUCGACAAAAUGAUCCAAGCCUUCCGAUGCUCGAACAAUUACAAACCGAAGAAAAUGUUACAAACGAGUUAUCGAGAAGCAACAACCAACCAGUACACGUGCAAUCUGUCAUCGAAACAACCGACAACGCCACUACUGAAAUGAGUACAAAUGACGGCACACAACCGCAAUCACAAACAACAACAAACAUGGAAAAAUUGAUUCAAAUUUUGGCAAAUAUCGAUAAAGAAAAUCAAAAAGAUUGGAUAAAAGAAUUGUACGAAAAUAUAAAGGAACAAAUGAGCCGCAUACCGAAAGGUGGAUGGGAAAAAAUUAAAGAUGCUUUCAAUCAAAAAUUUGUGCAACAAAAAACAAUUAUCGAUAUGAGAAAUCUAUACAACAUGGCAAAAAACAAAGAUAAUCUACAAAGUGGCCAAAACAAUGUACCAACAACAAGCAACCAGCUGAUUGAAAUAAAGAAUGUCGACCUCUUUACUCGUACAAAAACGGCCCUAAAAAACAAUAUCAAAGAGGUAAAUGAACAAAACAAAAUGAGAACAUAUAAAAUAUAUAGUAGAGAAGUCAAAAAUGAAAUCAUGGACUACAUCAAUAUCGCGCUUCAACAAGAACAACUGGACGAAUCAAUAAUUAGUCUUCAAGAAUAUGCCAACAUAAUUCUCGCGUGUCAAAUCACAUAUCAACAGAUGACAACAAAAACAAUAAAAAAAUCAAAUUGGCAACAAUCGAUGGAAGAAACGAUUAAAAAAUUGUACGAUAAAGUAGAUACAAUUAACGAAUUUUGUGAAACCGGUCAUGCAACAAGUGCAAUGAAACAAAUAUGUAAAAAUAAACAUAUCCAUUCAACAAACCGCCAAAAAGUUGAACGAGUAAAAGAUGAAUUGGAAGAAAGAAUCAAAAGCUAUGAAAAACGGUUACGAAUCCACGAAAACAGAAAACAGUUCCGAAAAACAAACAGAUUGUUUGAAUUAAAUGCAAAAAGAUUCUACAGAGAAAUCAAUGAAACCACCAAUAGUAUAUCAAACGAAAUCGACAAAGAAGCUACGUAUGAAUUUUGGAAAAAAAUGUGGGAACAAAACGAAAUGGAAACAAACCGCGAGGAAAUAGUGAACCUUCACGAACCUAGCCAAAUGAACAUAGAUAUGUGCAAAGAAAAGAUAUGUGAAAUCACCGAAAACGUAAUAUCAAAUUUACCAUUGUGGAAAGCAACUGGAACUGAUUAUGUAUUCAAUUUUUAUAUCAAAAAGAUACACGUACUUCAUACGAAAUUGAAAGAAUUGGUCUACAAUGCAAUCCAAAAUCCACAAAGUAUUGAUGAGCAAUUUUACGAGGGCGUGACUUACUUGCUCCCAAAACGUCAUAAUACCAAAUCGCCAAAUGAUCUAAGACCAAUCACGUGCCUUUCAAAUAUAUACAAACUAAUCAGCAAAGUAGCAACACAGCUACUUACCGAAUUUGCAGAAGUGAAUGAAAUAAUUUCUAAUAAUCAGCUUGGAACGAAACGUAGAUGCCAAGGCGCUAAAUUACAAGCACUUAUCAACAAAGUAAUCAAUUCGUCCAAUGAUCACAAACUAUGUACUAGCUGGAUAGACAUCCAAAAGGCUUACGACUCGGUUCCACAUAGCUACAUGCUAUUCGCAAAUGACAAAAAUACGCUUAAAGAGCUAUGUGACCGCACGAAGGAAGUCUUGGAAGGAAUUGGUUUCCAAACAAAUGAACAAAAAUCAGCCAAUAAUAUAGGCGACGAUACCGCUUUCGGGAAUAUGAUAGACGAAAAUGGAUACAGAUACCUCGGUAUUCUCGAAGACGAAAACAAUCUCAUUAAAACCGAGAACAAAGUGUUACUGAGAGAAAAAAUACUGUCAAAGGUUGAUGCUUUGUGUAAGACCAAGCUAAAUGGGAAAAACCUGAUGAUGGCAAUAAAUCAAUACGCAAUAUCAACUAUGAAUUAUUAUAUUGGAUUGAUUGAUUUCAAACCAAAUGAGCUAAAAAGUAUGGACGACGAUAUUAGAAGAAUAUUGAAAAAAUACAAUAUCAUUAGGCAUUCUGCAAACAACGAAAGACUAUAUAUGGAUCGGAAGGAAUUGGGCAGAGGUCUACAAAAGAUCGAGGAACGUGCAGAAGCAAUACUAUUUAAUUUCCAUAGUAGCCUCGAACAGAACAACAAAGCGAUUAUCGACAACGAAAUUGCAAAGGGAACUAGUCUUGGUACAAUCAAAACGUUUAUCACCAACAAAUACCAAAUCCCAGACUCAACCCUAAACGCAAUGACCAUUAAAGAGAAACAAAAAGCUGAUAAGCUGGAAAAGAUAAGGGAAAAAAGAUUGCACGGUAAACUGUUCAACCAUGGCGAACAACCAGUGAAUAUAGAACAAUCAUCGCUAUGGUUAAAGAAAUCAAACAUUUCACCGCAAGAAGAAGGUUUAUUGUGUAAGGUACAGGAUAGAAACCUAUUCUUUGAAACAAGAAAAUGCAAGCAUUGUAGCCUAACCAAUGUGGGAGUAGAUCACCUGGCCACGUGUUGUGGAAGGUUGCUAAACUCGGAAUACAAGUAUAGACACAAUGAUGUCGUUAGGAGCCUACAUUUAAUGUUUUGUCAAAGGUACGGCAUUGAAAGAAAUAAAAGAUUGAAAAAUUAUCGCGUUGAGAACGUUAUACAGAAUAACCGUGUAAAAAUAAAAUCGGACGUCCCGAUAAUUACGGAUACAAGAAUCGAUAAUAACAAACCGGACCUACUGGUACAUGAUUUGGCUGCAAAAAAGAUAUGGAUAGUCGAAGUAGGUAUAACAAAUAAGGAUCGAUUAAAAGAAACAGAAACGGAAAAGGCAAGGAAAUACGACAUUUUGGCAAAAGAAUUGAAAUCAAUGUACAAUGCUACAGUAUUUCAAGUACCAAUAGUCAUGACAUGGGAUGGUCUCACAACCAAGUACCAUAAAAAAUACAUGGAAAUCUUAAACGUGCCGAAACAAAUACAAGCUUAUGUACAAUACAUAUCUAUAAAACGGACAGCGGAAAUUAUUUUUAGAGACUUGACAGAUAUCUGCGGUGGCUUCGAUGACGUACAAUUGGAAAAAAUUAUUAAUAACGAAAAUAUUUAAAACGUAUUGAAAAUGUAAAUUGUAAUUUUAUUAUUAUUUCCACUAUUAUUAUUAUUAUUAUUAUC
Molecule: messenger RNA, 3281 nt
Organism: Dermatophagoides pteronyssinus (European house dust mite)
Lineage: Eukaryota; Metazoa; Arthropoda; Arachnida; Sarcoptiformes; Pyroglyphidae
Source: RefSeq, a predicted model, not a curated record